GUGCGUGUGUGAGUGUGUAUGUGUGUGUGUGUGUGUGUGUGUGUGUGUGCGUCUGAGAGAAGAGUAUUGAGCUGAAAUCUGUCAGAUUCAAACACACUGCUCUGUGUGUGAGAGUGUGUGUGUGAGAGAGAGAGAUCCGGAGGAUGAGAAGAAAAGAGCUGAGGAACAGAUAGAAAGAGACAGAGGACUAUGAAGUGAGGCCAGGUUCCACCUCACAGACCGGGACCUCGUCAGAUUUCAUGGACAAGUCAACCCAGGCGGCGUCCCCCGCAGAGAGCUGCUGUUUAACUCUGAUGCCGAAGCACCGCACGCGGCCGUAGAGCAAGAAGAGGGGUCGGGGUGAAAGGUCGCAGACUACAGCGUUCAUAAGUGCGGGCUUUGGGAAAGGAAGGUCAAAGGUCAAGGAGUCAAAAAUGAUGACUUCACACGGAAAGCUGAGGAAGGAGAAGGGCAGCCUGGCCGAGUAUGAAUCCCAGAUGAAGGACCUGCGGGCCCAGCUGACAGACCAGAUCAAGAUUCUAGACUCUCAGGUGGAGGUGAAGCAGCAGCAGCUCUCAGACAUGUCUGAGUUUCUGCGCCGUCGGGGCGACAUCGAGACGGAGUACGCACGAGCCCUGGAGAAACUGACCGAGAGGUUCACGCACAAGACCAAGAAUGCGGCGACCUGGGUUUCCACCUGUCCCUGGAGAGAGUGAUGAAGUGUUACCUGGCCAGCCGGUGGCGGAUCCAGAAGACAGAGGAGACGGGGCUGAAGCAGCUGGAGGCCGCUGUGACGUCCCUGGACCAAAGCGGGGACAGGGACGCGUUGCUACAGCAGCACGAUGCAGCUUUCUGCCUGCCGUUCAGGUUUAACUACCACCCGCAUGAGGGGGAUCAGGUGUGCGAGGUAAGUGCGGAGAGCCAGGUGAGGUACGAGCUGGAGACCAGGUUCCAGCAGCUUCAGUCUCGACUCGCCUCGGUUACGUUGGAAACAGAGGAGAUCAGUAAAACGCUCAAAGCCACGCUCGCGGCCCUGUUAGAGUCCAUGUGCGACAGCGACUGUAACCCCGCCCCCGACGUGCCCAGCAGCCUAUCACAUGAGCCAGCCGGGGGAAGCUCCGCCCCCAAACUCGCCCUUGCUAAGCGUCGAGCCAAUCAGCAAGAGACAGAGACCUACUACUUUACAAAAGUGAAAGAGUUCCUCAUCAGCAGCUCUCUGUCCUCCAAACUUCAAGCCAAACAUGAUCUUCUACAAGAGGCCAUACAGAAAGCCGAGGCCAUCGACAGCGACCCGUCCAGAACGCAAUGUGCUCGGUCAGUGCGUAUUCGGAAGUCCAGACCUGUUUCCCAAUUCUGCCACACACUCUUCACCUCAGACAUACUCUCCUACAUUCAGAGCUCUGGACAGCAGAUUCCUGUGGUGGUUGAAAGCUGCAUCCGUUUCAUAAACCUGCACGGCCUCCAUCAUGAGGGGAUUUUCAGAGUUCCUGGCUCACAGAGGGAGGUCAACGUCAUCAGAGAUGCAUUUGAGAGAGGAGAGGACCCUCUGUCUGACAGCGAGUGUGAUCUGGACUCUGUUGCUGGUGUGUUGAAGCUGUACUUCAGGGGCCUGGAGCCUCCUCUGUUCCCCUAUGAAAGCUACUCUCAGCUGCUGGAGUGUGUCCAAAUCGAGGAGGAGACGGAGAAAGCCGCCCAGAUUAAAUCGAUCCUCUCCACCUUCCCGCGUUCUCUCCUCAUCGUGAUGCACUACCUGUUCGCUUUCCUCAACCA
Molecule: messenger RNA, 1749 nt
Organism: Austrofundulus limnaeus
Lineage: Eukaryota; Metazoa; Chordata; Actinopteri; Cyprinodontiformes; Rivulidae
Product: SLIT-ROBO Rho GTPase-activating protein 3
Biological process (GO): signal transduction
Molecular function (GO): protein binding
Source: RefSeq, a predicted model, not a curated record